AAAGUGGCAAAAAGUAAAAGAGAAAAAAAGAAGAAGGUGAAAGCACACCAGUACAUCCCAAUGAUUUAUUAUUAAUACAUUUAUUAAUAAAAAAAGCAAGGCAACGCAAAACAAAACAAAGAGAGAAACGGCUUGCCUUUAAAGAUAUAUAAUAAUAAUUUGAGUUGUGAAAAUCUCCGAAUCUUGCUCCUCAGCUGGCUGGCUGACUUCCUCAACUCACAUCUGCCGGUCCCCCUUCGCUGACAUGCGCACCGAGAAAACUUUCCUCUUUUGUUUUCAAACAUUUCCUCUUUCGUGUGCAAAACUAAUAUUUUUUUUAAUUUUCUCGGUUUUCAUUUAAUUGAUGUUUCAAAAAAGCACGUUACUCCAAAUUCCAAACGUUACAACACAACACAAACAGACCAGACCAAACCAAACACACUCUCUCUCUCCAUGUCCAGUCUACAAUUGAAAUAUCUUUUGUGGGUCGGCUGGAGUCCAACAGCUACAGCCUAGAUAGGCUUGAAGAUAUACAUGCGUGUCAUUUGUGUUCAACUAGUUACUAUUUUUAUUAUUUAUUUUUAGUAUUAAUAUCUCAGGACAGGGUGAGCGGGGAGGGUGAGGUGAGGGUGAGGGAGAGGGUGGAGGCUGGGUGAGUCGAUGAUGAUGAUGAUGGUUUUUUAAAAAAUAUCUGAUGAAGGGAAAACUCACACGUGUUGAGCGGAGAUUCAGUCUAGUAGUAUGUUUGGAAGGCAUGGAAAUCGAAAAAUUGGAAAAGACUCAGAACAGACACACAGACAGAAACAGAAAUUAAGCGACAAUGGGACGAGGGAAGGUGCAACUGAAGCGAAUCGAUGACAAGAUCCGGCGUCAAGUGACUUUCUCCAAGCGAAGGAGCGGCCUCAUCAAGAAGGCUCGCGAGCUCUCUGUGCUCUGCAGCGUGGAGGUGGGCCUUAUCAUCUUCUCCGCCAAGGGAAGGCUCUACGAGUUCUGUAGCGGCGAGAGUUUAGGAAAGGUUCUUGAGCGUUACCAGAUACAUAAUGAUGAAGAAAAUGCUGCUCCCAAGAGUGGUGGUGGUACUGGCAAGGUGCAGAAGAAUCCUUCAGAAUGGAAUGGCCUCUGCGCAGGCCCUAACCGGUCACUGAAAACGAUUCAAAGUGAGUUGGAAGCACAAAACAUUGAAAAUCUGGAUGUGACAGAGCUCACCCAACUUGAGAAGCAAUUGGAUACACUAUUAAGACAAACAAGAUCAAGAAAGACACAGCUGAUGAUGGACAGCCUAACAGCUCUUAUUGAGAAGGAAAAACAACUGCAAGAAGAGAAGCUUCUCAUGGAAAAGGAGAUUGCAGAGCUGAAGGAGCAGAAGAACAAGGAACAAGCUGAGGAAGCGGAUCAGCAGAGUUGUUCUGCUAACAACAACAACAAUAGCGAUGACAAUGCUCCUCCCAGACAGACGAUGCUCCAUUUGUUCUGACUUUUCCGAGGGAAGGGGGUGAAAAAAAUGUGGCAACACCUCCGGUUGCCACGCCUAAGCUCGAGUGGACAUUUGUCUCGAGAUUGUCCGGUCAGAUAGACCAAUUGCAGGGCUCAGUGGCUCAGUUUGUAUGUUUGUAUCAUAUAGGUGUGAUUUGUAUGAGUUGAAUUUGUAGGCCACCGCCGUGUAAUAAUAAUAAUAUGUACGUAUCAUA
Molecule: messenger RNA, 1667 nt
Organism: Prunus persica (peach)
Lineage: Eukaryota; Viridiplantae; Streptophyta; Magnoliopsida; Rosales; Rosaceae
Product: truncated transcription factor CAULIFLOWER A
Exons: 8
Coding region: 800-1453 (217 amino acids)
Biological process (GO): positive regulation of transcription by RNA polymerase II
Cellular component (GO): nucleus
Molecular function (GO): protein dimerization activity; RNA polymerase II cis-regulatory region sequence-specific DNA binding; DNA-binding transcription factor activity, RNA polymerase II-specific
Source: RefSeq, a predicted model, not a curated record